Molecule: messenger RNA, 1137 nt
Organism: Colletotrichum chrysophilum
Lineage: Eukaryota; Fungi; Ascomycota; Sordariomycetes; Glomerellales; Glomerellaceae
Exons: 1
Coding region: 1-1137 (378 amino acids)
Biological process (GO): DNA-templated transcription
Molecular function (GO): zinc ion binding; DNA binding
Source: RefSeq, a predicted model, not a curated record
AUGCCCGUGAUAGACAGGGCGCGCGUCGAGGAGUACAUGUGCAACUUCGCCAAAUGCCCUGGAUGCUAUGGCGUUCUCGCGUCCUGUUGCGCCACUGUUGUGCCGGACGGGGAUGUAAUAUCGUCGGCCUCUGCCGAUCCGCCAGGACCGUCUCCCCAGCGCAGUAUACGCAGCCUCCCUGAGCCGCCGGUCGACCUCUUGAUCUCGGAAGCGCUGCGCUCGAGGCGCUUCUACCGCCUGGCCGAGAAUCAGUCUCUCACGCAAAUCCAAACCUCCCUCCUCUUGCACUGCGCAUACUCUAGCCUCGGCAAGGACCCCGCGGCAUGGUUCUACCUACGUGAAGCGGUGACCAUGCUCCAGACAUUGAGAUACCACGAAGAGGCCACCUACGAGGAGACGUCUGACCGGUCCGUCGCGGAGGAUGCCAGGCGUGCGUUCUGGGCUCUCUUUGUCGCGGAACGGGUCUUCGCAAUCCAGCAAUACAAGCCUCUUACGCUGCAGCCCACGAUAGGCCUGCCCCGCGCCGACCCUCCUCCAGCAGCAGACGCUGGUGCAUGUGUUCUGCCCGGUUUUCGGGACCUUAUAUCCCUCCUGUGGACUAUCGAUGCCAGUUUCGUUACCGCCUGGAACUCCUCCGCCACAAGUUCGACGAUGAGGCUGGCGGGGAUGGCAGAGGUUGAGCGGCUGGCACGACUACAGACAGCCUUGUCAAACUGCCUCAUCAACGUGUCUGCUUACCCCGAGACACAGCAAGCCGAGCUUCUGAUCACACGCGGAUGGCUUAAGAACGUUGUAUGGCAGCUGUGCUUGUCCGUAACGACGUUAGCAGGCUCAGACUCUCGCGAGAGUAUGUCCUUGGGAUACCCCCUGAGUAUAGCCCGAGACAUGGUCCUCGUCUUCCAACUGUUACCCCGGACGGCCUUUGCCGCAAAUAGGGUCGGCAUCUUGGAGAGGGUAUCCCAUGUUGGACGUUCGCUGGCCAAUGUCCUUUCGCUGAACGCGCCCGCUAUACUGCGGCCAAUGACGUAUGUUGCGUCCACGGAACUUCUGACAGAGAUGUUGAGGAUUGCGAGUCGAACCCUUGGGGCGGGCUGUGAGGUCACCGGCUUAAUGCUCAAAGAGUCACUCUGUGAGUAG